Entamoeba invadens IP1 is the source of this 810-nucleotide messenger RNA. RefSeq lists its product as hypothetical. NCBI's taxonomy places the organism in Eukaryota, Evosea, Mastigamoebida, Endamoebidae. The transcript is spliced from 3 exons. The coding region runs from base 1 to 810 and encodes 269 amino acids. The record is from RefSeq and is a predicted model, not a curated record.
AUGAGUAAACCACAAUUUAGAGACAGUGACUCGACACCGAUCUCACGAGAGAUUACGUCUAAACAGUUGCAACUUUGUUUGUGCCCUCUUUGCCUGAAUGGAAUUCCUCCCUGUGCGGAUACCAAAACACAACUAGUGUCAUGGAUUCAUAUCAUCAGAAUCAUUUUGUACUCAUUGAAUAAAUUGAGGCCCAAUACUGAAUACUUUACUUUGAAAAAAGAUAUAUAUGGGUAUGUAGCUGAGCAUUGGUAUAUAUUCUCCACACUCAAACAAUUUGUGACAAGUCCGACUAAAUGGAAGAAGAGUUUUCUCGAUGCAUUAAGUCACUCGCCAUAUUUCGAGAGUGGGUACAACGCAUUCAAAACAACUGGAUAUUGGAAAUUACGUAUUUUAGACAACCCAUGGGCUCCAGAAGUUUCAGUUCCUCCCGUGAAUGUGGCUUAUUCGAAAGAAGAAGCGAUUCAUUAUUCAACCGGUCCAACCAUCGUGAUGGACUCAUUUGGGGAAAAGCGGGCGGUUGAGAACAAAGACAACUUUUAUGAGAUUCAAAUGCGUUUACGGGACUCAUACAUCAAAACCUUUGAUUAUGCCCAAAGCAUGUUAGAGCAGUCUGACAUUGAUCUUCAAAGGAACAUUGGGUAUGACCAAAAGAUGGUUCUCUUAUCCAACGUGGAAACAUUAAAGAACUUAAAAAUGGGGAUGUAUUUCCUCAUGAAAGCACUCAACGAGAAUGAAGCAAGUUACAAACAAACGCAAAAAGGUGACAACCACUUUUCGGGUUGUCUAUUUUUCAACGUCGUCAUGAAAUGA